UGGUUCCAGAGAUAGUUUAAACGAAUUAAGAAAUCUACCUCGGUUUUAUGACAGUGAGAACGAAAUAUACGCUCUAGCCGGAGACAAGGUCAACAUCAGUUGUUUCGAUGACUCUAAACAAACUAUUAAUGAUCGACCUCCAGUGAAAUAUGCAUGGAAAGCAGAAAGAGAUUGCAUGUUGGAUUAUAAUAACGUAGUGGUUGAUGGCGAUGUGAUUAACAUCGUUGGUGUACAAGCAAAGAACAAUGGAUAUUAUAUUUGCAAGAGCAGCGGCAUAAUGAAAAGAGACGUAAAAUUAGCUGUACUAACGCUUCCUAACUUAGUUUUGCUUUCGACAUUAUUAUACAGAAAGGAAACCGAAUGUACACACGAUGAUUUAAAAAGAUUAGAGUUGUUGGGUCCUGAAAUAUCCAAAGAAGUUUUCCAGAGGCAAAGUUAUGUCAAGAUAGACAGUCCCGUUUGCUUAGAGGAUAAAACGGAUGGCAAAAUUAAAAUCAGAGCAUUAGCAUCAGUUGAUUGCCGACGGCCUGCAGUAGACUGUAGUGUGUCGUGCAGAAGGGACUUGCAAACCGUUUUCGCUUCAAUGUGCGCUGAAAAUGUCCCUGCACUAGCUACUAUUGGAGUUAUGUUAUUGAGAGACGGAGUAAACUAUACUUGGAGACCUUCAAAAUACCAUAAACGAUCUGUUAUUACAAGAAGUCUAAGAGAUAUUGGCAAUCGUCAUGACAUCCAAUAUCCCAAAGAACCUGGAAGUAUUAAAUUGUUGGUCUCCUGUCCUGCUGGUUAUCGGUUAUUGUCACGUCAUAAAGUUUGUGCCGCAUGUCCAGAGAGAACUUUCGCGAAGGAGGGAGAUAACGCAUGUUCAGUAUGCCCUCGCGGCUCGUACUCCGCGCCCGGCUCUGAUAGAUGUCGUGCUGUCACCAGGUCGCGUAGGUACGAUUGGUGGAUGUGCCCCCCAUGCGGCUACGGCGUGGCGGCUUUGGUGGGCCUGUGUUGUUAG
Manduca sexta (tobacco hornworm) is the source of this 1000-nucleotide messenger RNA. RefSeq lists its product as uncharacterized. The record is from RefSeq and is a predicted model, not a curated record. The coding region runs from base 176 to 1000 and encodes 274 amino acids. The transcript is spliced from 9 exons. Lineage: Eukaryota; Metazoa; Arthropoda; Insecta; Lepidoptera; Sphingidae.